UUCAGAUUACAAUGGAAAAAAACCCAACAUUGUGCCCUUCUUCUCCAUUCAACUUCUUCAAUUUUUCAUGCUUGUUUACAUUAAUCCUGAUGAGUGCAUUCCCAAUUCACAGCUUUUACUGUCUGUUCAUUGCUCUCUUACUCAGUUUUCAACAAGGAUCAGCAGGUGGAGGAUGCAAAACAUUGGUGGUUGAACAAUCAGGGCAUGGCAACUUUUCCACCAUUCAAUCAGCUAUAGACUUCAUUCCAUCCAAUAAUGACAACUGGUUUUGUAUCCAUAUCAAAGCUGGUACAUACAGGGAGAAGGUGAAGAUUCCAUAUGAUAAGCCAUUUAUAAUUCUCAAAGGAGCUGGAAAGAAAGAAACUUUGGUUGUUUGGGAUGAUCACCAAUCACUUCUACAAACCCCUACUUUCUCAUCUUUAGCUGAUAAUAUUGUUGUCAAAUGCAUGAGUUUUGUGAAUUCAUACAACAGUCCAAAUAGCCAAAAUCCAAGGGAACAGGCGGUUGCUGCAAUGAUCGGCGGCGACAAGUCUUUCUUCUAUAAAUGUGGGUUCUCAAGUGUGCAAGAUACUUUGUGGGAUGAUCAAGGCCGCCAUUACUUCAAAGAUUGCACCAUUGAAGGUGCUGUUGAUUUCAUCUUUGGCAAUGGCCAAUCUAUCUAUGAGGAUUGUGCUAUACAUUUUCUUGGAGAAGAGUUAGAGGCAGGUCUUGCAGGUUUUAUCACAGCACAAGGAAGAACCAAUCCAUUUGAUGCAAACGGAUUUGUGUUCAAGAAUUGCAAUGUGUUUGGCAGUGGCACAACUUUCUUGGGCAGGCCAUGGAGAGGUUAUUCCAGGGUGUUGUUCUAUAAUUGCAAAUUUUCAGACAUUAUUCAGCCUAGUGGUUGGCAGGCUUGGAAUUUCGUUGGCCAUGAGAGCGACUUAACUUUUGCUGAGUAUGGAAAUCAUGGACCUGGAUCUGAUACAUCCAGGAGGGUGAGCUGGGAAAAGAAGCUGGACGUUGAAACCGUGGAGCAAUUGAGUAGCAUGUCAUUCAUUGACACUGAAGGGUGGCUUCAAAGCCUGCCUGUUUAG
Durio zibethinus is the source of this 1073-nucleotide messenger RNA. RefSeq names its product putative pectinesterase 29. Gene Ontology annotation, biological process: pectin catabolic process; cell wall modification. Gene Ontology annotation, molecular function: pectinesterase activity. NCBI's taxonomy places the organism in Eukaryota, Viridiplantae, Streptophyta, Magnoliopsida, Malvales, Malvaceae. The record is from RefSeq and is a predicted model, not a curated record.